CACUCCUUCUUCAUCAGCGCUGCCUCUCCAUCUUCCCACCUCCCCUACUGCCUAUAUCACGAUCCUCUUCCCUCAUUCUUCGCCUCCUCUUCUCCCUUUCUCUCCUAUCUUUCCUUGGUCGUUCUGUACAAGGAGUCUCUCUCCCUUCCUGCCUUUCGGCAUAACGACGGCCUCUUGCGCACCCACGCAACCACAUAACAGCCCGUUAGAAUGUACGGUCAUUUAUCUCUCUCCACACUUUCCUUGCUUGCAGUGGUGGCCGCUGCUCCAUUCCCCGAGUCAUGGCUUCAGCCUAGAGACUCCGACGUCUCACAACUGUUCAGACGAGGUGCUCCCGAUCCCAAGGCCAGUGAUUACUUGAGUUACUAUCCAAGCCCUGGGUCCACUCCGAACGUCAGCACCAUUCCUCAAGCUUGGUUGGAUAAACUGGCCACUGUGCAGUUGCCAAAUGUCUCGGUAGCUACAGCUAAUGACGGUCGUCCUACUUACCCUAAUAAUGAGAACGAUGGAGAUUCAGAAAUUUGUUCUUUCACCGAUCAAUGUUACGUAGAGGACGAUCUGUACUCUCCCCCCGGUGAAAAGGUCUGGGCCCUCUCCUUCGACGAUGGACCAACAGACGUCAGUCCUGCUCUCUACGACUAUCUGGCUCAGAACAACAUAUCUUCCUCUGCGACUCAUUUCAUGAUCGGCGGUAAUAUUAUUACUUCCCCACAGUCAGUUCUCAUUGCCAUUGAAGCUGGAGGUCACCUCGCUGUCCACACUUGGUCCCAUCCUUAUAUGACAACUCUCACCAACGAGCAAGUCGUUGCAGAACUCGGCUGGACCAUGCAAGCCCUUAGCGAUCUCAAUGGUGGCCGAAUUCCCAUGUACUGGCGUCCACCUUAUGGUGACGUUGACAACCGUGUUCGAGCUAUUGCGAAGGGAGUAUUUGGCUUGGUGACUGUCCUUUGGGAUUCGGACACCAAUGACUGGGCUAUUUCCGACCAGCCAGACCAAUACUCUGUUGCAAGCGUUGAGGCUUAUUUCGACACUUUGGUCACUGGCAAUCGAACCCAAGGUCUUUUGCUCUUAGAACAUGAGUUGGAUAACAACACUGUCGAAGUCUUCGAGACGGAGUACCCCAAGGCAGUAGCUAAUGGAUGGUCUGUCAAGAAUGUGGCAGAUGCUUUCAGCAUGAAGUGGUACCUGAACUCUGGCAAGGGCAACGACGACGUUGUCACAACUAUGUCUGUUGCCGGGACUCUGACCACGGCCAAACCAACUCAUACAUCCACCUCUGUCGCUUCCGCGACUGCAACCUCCAGUGCUUCUGUCACGGACUCGGCUGGUGUGUCAAUCGCCUCUGCUGCCAGCUCCCAAGAGUCUUCUUCGUGGCCCAUUGCCAACAGGCCUUCUCUCUUCGUCAUCGCGUGCGGCCUUGCCCUUGCUGCUAUUAUGGUCUGAUAAAGGCUAGGUUCAGUUUUUUUUUGUCGAUCUUUUAGAUCAUGGACUUUCAUUCGCAUUAUGUAGGAAUCGUGAACAUAUAAUUCAUUUUUGAUUGCCAUAGACAGUCAAGUACUAUUAGAUUGUAACAGAACAUUUUUUGUGAACAAUGGACAAUUUCAUUGUAGUAGUUGUUCAUUAAUAGUCAUCCCGUUCAUUAAUAAUAGUCAUCAACAUUCAUUAGUUUUUUCAUUUAAUAGCACAACCAAUACCGCGCGGACGUGUCCAAAUUUCGUCAAAAAAUAGAAAAUGCGAAAUGUGAUUUUGAAAACUGUGAAA
This is a messenger RNA of Cryptococcus deneoformans JEC21, 1761 nucleotides long. Its product is annotated as chitin deacetylase, putative. The transcript has 8 exons. Gene Ontology annotation, molecular function: chitin deacetylase activity. Gene Ontology annotation, biological process: carbohydrate metabolic process. NCBI's taxonomy places the organism in Eukaryota, Fungi, Basidiomycota, Tremellomycetes, Tremellales, Cryptococcaceae. The coding region runs from base 211 to 1443 and encodes 410 amino acids. Gene Ontology annotation, cellular component: membrane. The record is from RefSeq and is a predicted model, not a curated record.